Messenger RNA from Fusarium poae, 3435 nucleotides. RefSeq lists its product as uncharacterized. The transcript has a single exon. Lineage: Eukaryota; Fungi; Ascomycota; Sordariomycetes; Hypocreales; Nectriaceae. The record is from RefSeq and is a predicted model, not a curated record. The coding region runs from base 1 to 3435 and encodes 1144 amino acids.
AUGACUUCAACGUUUGAUGUAUCGCCUGCGAGUCUUUAUGACAAAGACAACCGCUCUACUCAACCUUAUUCUACCUCGGAUCAGCACGUAUCAACCUCGUCUUUCAGCUCGAACCAACUGUUGCCCACGUUGUCGCAUAACGACAACGACUCCCUCUCUCCGAUUAACUACCUUGAGACACCCGAUUCAACUUCUAGUUUGGGUCAAUACCAACCCAGUGACUUCAGCGACCUUGACGACGAUCCAUUCUUUGGUGCUGACUUCAAUGCCGAUGGAGGCACUCCCAACUUUCUGGGACAGGGCAUAACUGGACUGGACCAACCUGUGGGCCAGGGAUUUAUGCCAAACAAAGACGCCGACUCUGGCACGUGUCCGUUGACGCCAGAACAAACAGCAUCGGUGCAUGCUACACCACCUCAGAGCGAUCUCACUUAUGCUAUCAGGGGGUCUGCUCCAUCUGAGCUACCCAAUUGUAUUUCGCCACAAGUGAUUCAGAAGCGCUUCAACCCUGAUCCAAUUAAUACAAAGACGUCUGAGUUAACGCCAAGUCAGAGUAGCAGCUGCCUGUCUAGCGAAGACGCACCUGGAGUUUCCACUAUGACCAGUCCUCGCGUUACUGUCUCUAUGUGGGGCACCCAUAAUGAGACUUCAGUUCAUUCCUCGGUUGAGCGCGGCUUCGAUGAUAGUCCUACUACAGUCCGCGGUGGUUUUGAGUUGGCUGGCGAUUUGAUGUCGUCUAGAGGCAACACCUCAGCCCGUGACUCUUCCGGCAAAUGGCAGCGAAAUUCGUCAACAGGCCAAGCCGGUCUCGACCCUAACAACCGUCCCUCUGACGAAGUGCCAAGCAUCAAUGAGCUUGCCAAUCAUCGGGAUGAUGACGAGCGUAAAGAGCUUGUGGGUGAAUGGCUGGCCCACAAGCUCGAUGAUCUCUCGGUCAAGCCAGACGAGAACUCACGCGAUCAAAUUAACGAAUUGAACUCUCAGCGAGAUGAUCCGAAUGAUCAUGAGAUCCCCUUCGGCCGUGAAACCGAGAACAGGUUCAUUCCCGGACAGACUUAUUACCGUGACCAAGGCGAAAUGAACCAGCAAGACCGCGACAUCAUCGCUGCCAACCGCAACUGGGCCGAUGCCCCUAUGUUCCCUUCAAUCACUCGGGGGCAGCCUGGAAGACAUCAACCCGAAUCGUCGGCGGCUGCCAUGGAAAAGUUUGAGCGUAUGUAUCGUGAUACUGACUCCGUCUUGUCGAGAGCCGCAACAUGGGGAACACGUCGCCGAAGUCUCCCUAGUAUUUUCGACCUCGAUAUGGCACAGGGCACGAGUGGCGGUAUCUUGAAAAAGCUUUCGGUCAGCCGAGAGAGCAAAUCAAAUAAGCCGGGAAGCCUUCUCGAAAACCUUCGAGGUCUGGUACGCCGUCCUAGCGCAUCUCAGCUCCUCAAACGCACACGCAGCAGUGGCAAUGACGAGGACAGCUUGCCCAGCAGCGAGGAGAGAGGAAGUCAAGAUUCGAAGCGCGAUAGUAUUUCCAAACAAAGAGAUGGUUACCUUCAACCAACCCGCAUGGGUAGCUGGGGCAAGAAGCCCACACCUUCAAUCAACACCGCCAUCGCAUCCAUGGGUAGCAACAUUGCAUCCAUUGGCACGACGCAUACUCGGAGCGGAUCGGUCAGUGUCAGCGGCACCCCUGGCGGGUCUAUCACAUCUCCAAAAAGCCCCUUUGGUGGUCUCUCUGUCAAGAACCCGCUUCGCCGCGCACGAAGCAAAUCUGAGCUCCCUAAACCUUCACCGAAUGGUAUGCAAUCAGAAAGCCACUCGACUCUUGUCUCGAUGUGGAAGCGGGAGACGGGCGGCCCGCCUGUAGCAGCAUUAGCCAAGUCGAAGCAAGUCGAUAUGGACGACGACGAGGAUGACGAUGACGAUUUCGGCGAUGAAGCUGAUAUGAGAACAAACCCAAAUGUUAUAGACAACAUAACCCCGAAUCUUGAAGGGUUCCAGCAACAUAUCAUUGACCUGAAUCCGAGCCUGGCUACUGCCAACACCUUCCUCGUUGAUCGGAUCGCAUACCAUCAGGUCCAGAGAUAUAAAUACCUGCUAAAAAACAAGGUUACCCAUAUUGGUCUAGGAGCAGCAUGCAACUCUGGAGUCAUGUGCGCAUCUAGGGAUGGCUCUGCUACUCUUCUUGACCAGAACAAGAAUGUGCGAGAGCUGGAUCCACUUUCAUCUCCAAAUGACGAGGAUGAGGGGUCGCUGGGCGAGGGUGCCAUAAAUACCGAGAGUUUCCCUCAGGACAUUCCGAUGCCUCCAACAACCCACCUUCCAGCCGAAUUCGAGUGCCGCCUCUGCUAUGCGACCAAGAAAUUUAUGAAGCCGUCAGACUGGACGAAGCAUGUCCAUGAGGACGUGCAGCCUUUUACGUGUACCUGGGACAAAUGCCCCGGGCCAAAGAUGUUUAAGCGCAAGGCUGACUGGGUUCGACAUGAAAACGAAGGCCACCGUCAGCUUGAGUGGUGGACAUGUGACGUUGAAGCCUGCCAUCAUCAGUGUUAUCGCCGGGAUAACUUUCUUCAGCAUCUUGUACGAGAGCACAAGUACCCCGAGCCCAAGGUCAAGAGCAAAACUGCCAUAAAGAAGGCGGGCGGUUCAGAACCGACAUGGCAAAAGGUCGAGCAGUGUCACCACGAGACCACGAAGAAGCCCCAUGAUGAGCCUUGCCGUUUCUGUGGAAAGACAUUCCCAACGUGGAAGAAACUGACAGUGCACCUGGCCAAGCACAUGGAGCAAAUAUCGUUGCCAGUACUCCGUCUUGUCGAUGCUAAAGCCAGCGAGCUCAGUGCGGACACUAUCAUCAGUCCGGUCCAAGACCCUCCUCCACGAAACAUCUUAACUACGCCCAUCGAGCAGACCAACCUCCCGAUGCAGUAUCCGAUGGGAGGCCAACAACAGCAUAUUUCACACCAGAACCAACAGAUGUAUCAAAACCACCAGAGCCAGAUGGCAUACCCUGUCAUGUCAUCUGACUCGUAUCAACAGCCGCAACAACAACAGGGAUUUUACACCGAACAAUACAAUAAUGUUGGCAACGUCGGCCACAGCUUUUCGUCAGCACAUGCAGAGAUGGGGAUGCAUCCCAUGAAUCAGAACUAUAAUGCUCCAAUGCAGGACAUGAACGUGACAAACGCAGGUUACCAGCAAAAUGCCAACGCCUUCAUGAUGCCCAGCAACGGGUUGAACUCAUACAACCAAAUGAACGCUCUCGGCCUUCAGAGCCAAGGUAUGUCUGUUGGACCGAUGGUAGCAAUGGUGUAUGAUGACCCUUCGAGUGGAAAUGGAAGCCCGUUCAGCGGUCAAGGAUCCGCGUCCCCCUACUCUCACUCACCAAACAUGAAUGCCAACACCGGCAAUGGCAUGUGGGGCGAUAGACGCAUGGCUGGAUUUUAA